Molecule: messenger RNA, 249 nt
Organism: Bursaphelenchus xylophilus (pine wood nematode)
Lineage: Eukaryota; Metazoa; Nematoda; Chromadorea; Rhabditida; Aphelenchoididae
Source: the annotation of a GenBank genome assembly
AUGCGAGGCGCGGCAAAUGUCCAUGCACUUUAUGAAAGCGCUGGUAGACGAAUAAUCAUCAAAAUCGCCUCCCCACACCCCGAAUUACUCUGGGUCCAUUUGGUCGAACGGAAUACAAAACAGACUCCAGACACUUGCACUCACACCGAAUUGCCCAGAGGGCAAUUCGCACCACGCGGACACCACCUAAACGCAUUUGGUUCGGACGUUCCGAGUCCUCUCGCCGGAGUGUUUACCGCGUCCAAUUGA